AUGCCUGAUUAUCGCAUUGAGGUCUCGCCAAACAACCGCGCCGGUUGCACCGAUGGCGUGUGCAAGAAGGCGGCCAGCAAGUGCCUGAAGGGCUCCCUCCGCUUCGGCACCUGGACCAAGAUUAUGGAUCAUGAGUCCUUCAAGUGGAAGCACUGGGGCUGUGUCUCUGGUGAGCAAAUGGCGCACGUCAGGGAGCUGUGUCAGAGUAAGGACGGCACCUUCGACUUUGAUGCGUUUGACGGCUACGACGAGAUGGGUGACCACCCUGACCUCCAGGCCAAGGUCCGCAAAGCUGUCGAGCAGGGCCACAUUGACCCCGAGGACUUCAACGGCGACCCCUGGAUGAACAAGCCCGGCCAGCGCGGCAUCCGUGGCAAGAAACCCAAGGACUGGGACGACGGCGAGGAGGCCGAGGAAGAAGAGGCUCCUGCCAAGGGCAAGAAGCGCGGCCGCAAGUCCACCGCUGCUGGUGAGGAGGAAGAGGACGACGACGAGAAACCCAAGGCGAAGCGUACUAAAAAGGCUGCUGCCAAGGCUGAGCCGGAGGACGACGACGAGAAGCCCAAGCCCAAGUCGAAGCGCGGCAAGGCCGCUGCCGCUGCGGCGAAGGCCGAGUCUGGAGAGGACGAGAAGCCGAAACCCAAGGCGAAGCGCGAAGCGCGAAAGCCCGCCGUCAAGGACGAGUCCGACUCUGCGGUGGAGCCAGAGGAUGAGGCCCCCAAGCCCCAGCGCAGCGCUGGGAAGAAGGCCGCUCCGAAGAAGGCCGCUCCGAAGAAGACCAAGGUCGAGGAGAGCGAGGAAGAGCCCGAGGCCGAAAUCACCCCCGACUCCGAAGCCGAGGAGGAGGAGGCACCCGCGCCGAAGAAGGGCAGGGCGGCGCCCAAGGGCGGCAAGAAGGCUGCCCCUGCUGCCGAGAAGCCCACGUCCACCCGUGCCAGCCGUUCCCGCAAGUAA
Messenger RNA from Colletotrichum graminicola M1.001, 954 nucleotides. RefSeq lists its product as uncharacterized. NCBI's taxonomy places the organism in Eukaryota, Fungi, Ascomycota, Sordariomycetes, Glomerellales, Glomerellaceae. The record is from RefSeq and is a predicted model, not a curated record. The transcript is spliced from 5 exons. The coding region runs from base 1 to 954 and encodes 317 amino acids. Gene Ontology annotation, molecular function: zinc ion binding; DNA binding.